GCCGAAGGCCAUUUGCUGAGACAGAGCGCUGCGGGGAGCAUUUGGGGAAGUCGAGAAGAACAUCAGUAGCGACCACUGCCGAGCAUGUACUGCAUGCCCGGUACCAUGCUCAGCACCUUCUGUGUAAUCACUCUGUCACUGUUACCACAACCCUGACUUAGGUGCUUUUAUGAUCCUGUUUUACAGAUGUGGAAAUAGAGGCCCAGAGAGGCUUAAAGCUUGCCUGAGGUCACACAGCCUGGACACUACAGAGCUGACAUUUGAACCCAGAGAAGAGCAAGCUGAAAGCAGACUGGGCAGAAGGCAGGGAGCCGAGCGGUGGCCUGAGAGGCCCUGAGCUCCCUGCAGGCCCGUCCUCGCCGCCAUGAAGCUGAACGAGCGCAGCCUGGCCUUCUACGCCACCUGCGACGCCCCGGUGGACAACGCGGGCUUCCUGUACAAGAAGGGUGGGCGGCACGCCGCCUACCACCGGCGCUGGUUCGUGCUGCGUGGCAACAUGCUCUUCUACUUCGAGGACCCGGGCAGCCGUGAGCCCGUGGGUGUCAUCAUCCUGGAGGGCUGCACCGUGGAGCUCGUGGAGGCCGCCGAGGAAUUUGCCUUCGCCGUGCGCUUCGCGGGGGCCCGGGCCCGCACCUACGUGCUGGCUGCCGAGAGCCAGGCGGCCAUGGAGGGCUGGGUGAAGGCCCUGUCUCGGGCCAGCUUCGACUACCUGCGACUGGUGGUGCGCGAGCUGGAGCAGCAGCUGGCUGCCAUGCAGGCAGGGGGCUGCCCACCACCNCCGCGCCGGCCCCGCGCCCUCCCGCCCAAGGAGAACGGCUGUGCGGUCUGGAGCACCGAGCCACCCGCCACCUCCACGGGCGCCCGGCCUGGCCCAGAGCCCCCGCCACUGCCACCCCGCCGGCGGGCCUCGGCGCCCAACGGGCCUCUGGACUCAGCCACCUUCGCCCAGCUGCACGAAUUGUACGGGCAGGAGGUCAGGGCCCUGAGGAGCCAGUGGCUCCGGAGCCGGGCCCAGCCCUGAGGUCACCGGGAGUCCUGGUUCUGGAGGGACUUGAGUCCUAAGGGGUGCUUUAGGACUCAGAAGAGGCCAUUGUGCCUCAUUCAAAGGAGACUCCUGGGCCUGGCUGAGCCUCAGGAAGCCCGAGGGCUGGUUUUGAAGGAACUUUAGCCCCAGGCCCAGCCAAACCAACCAGCAAAGGCCUGCUGCUGGCAUCAGGUCCCUGACUGGGACCUGGUGAGGAUCACCAGGCAAAUGCCCAGUUAGCCUUGGUCCCUGACAGGACCUUGGCAUGGACAGAGAGAAGGUUCGGGUGUGCCACACCACACGCCACGCCUAGGUCUGACCUCCUUUUGCUCCAGAGAAGCUGGCCUGGCUCCAGGCCGCCUGCCUGCCUGCCUCCAGAAGCAGCAGGUGCAGAAGGUGCCAGCAGGUUAAUGCGGAACCGGUAUGGCGAGCUUGCCUGGUCCCGAGGGCUGCUGGCCCGCCGAGGCCGUGCCUGUGUUCACGUGGUGGCUCUCCCUCGGUCUCCCGAUGGUCCUUAGCCACAUCCUCAGUCUCCUCACCCAGAGCCAGCUCUUCCACCCCCGUCCUGGGACGAGGCCUCUCGGGAGCUCAUCUGACCUGGUCUAGUCUGGCUGGGCAGCCGUGGCCUGAGCUGACUUUCCGGCAGGUUUCACUAGGGAGGGUGGCCCGAGCUGACUCACCGCCCGGAAGGGGCCUGGGUGCUGAUCUGGCAGGGGCAAAGACGCAGUUGCGAAGCUGUGCUUGGCUUCUGAAACCCCCUCCUCCAUCACAGCCCAGCCUCCCUCCAUCCCCAAUAUUCCGAUGGGGAGGCUGGCUGCUGUUUCACUCUCCUCGGCACCACAGUGGCCGUUCUUCAUCCGGAGAGACACUCUGGGGGCUGGGAUACUCCUGGGCCCUCAAGCUGGACCAUGUUUACAAGUCCUCAGUGCCCCACACUGGGGACCCCCUGAGGACACCUCUCCCCAACCUUUAUUCUUCAGAGGGUCCCUCUUGAUGAUAGACAGACUUGGCCCACGAGGCCCCUUCCUGCUGUCUUUAGAGACCUGGGCUGGUGGGGGGGGAAGAACCUGGGCUGGCUCGGGGAGGAGGGGGCUGUCUGUCUGCCAUCACCAGCUCACUGCUGGCUCAGUUGACUGGGGAUUCCGUUUAAUUUAAUUUUUAAUACGUAGGUGGUGUUUCUUUUUAGCAACAACACUUAGCAUUUUCACUACUUCUGUUUCUUGUUGGCUGGUGGGAAGGGACAGGGUGCC
Miniopterus natalensis is the source of this 2274-nucleotide messenger RNA. The record is from RefSeq and is a predicted model, not a curated record. Lineage: Eukaryota; Metazoa; Chordata; Mammalia; Chiroptera; Miniopteridae.